AUGGAGGAAGAAAUUAGUGAAGAGUUUAUAACCCUAUGGAUGGAGAACAAAAUAAGUUUUUCAAAAUAUAGCUUUAAGAGCUUAUGGAAUAAAAGUUACAACAAGGUGGUAAAGAAAUGGUUGGAUAACGCGAGUAACAAAAUACUGUUUAUAUACCUGAUGGAGUGUGAUGAGGAGACCAAGUUAAAAUUCUCUUUUGACUUUUCUAACGAAAUUAUAGAAGAAACAAUUCAUGAAUACAUUUUGUUCCUAAAAAUUCACAGCCAAAAAAUAACACAAGACAAUAUAGAUACCGUGGUAUUAUAUAAUAAGGUGAACUGCAAAAUAAAAGAAAACAUUUUAACUUUAAUGGACAGAGUAUUUAUACCUAUGCUGGACAUGAAAAAUAGCUCUCCGAUAAACAUACAAAACGAUUUUAACAUCACAACCAUCGAAUUUAUGACUUACAUAACACAGUUAUUUUCCAAGAACCAAUUAAUUUACUAUCCCAAAUUAUCAGUCGAGGAAAUUCAUUUGUUCUGCGCUGACAAGAAUUAUAUUCACUUGCUAGAAAAUUUAGUGAACCACUGGAUUAGUGAUAUCCAAAAGUUGUUUAGCAAUAUAUACGACAAAGAAAUAAGUUACCUGACGCUGAGUGAGUAUAUUUCCGAUGUAGAGAAAAAACAUGGUAUUUUAAAGGAUCUCCUUGAAGAACUCAACAUAGAUACCAUAAACUAUAUUUUAACCAUUUUGGAGAAGAAUAAUUGUGCUAACAUAAAAACGUACAAUAGUUUGAUGACACAGAUAAGGGAGAAGUGCGAAAAGCUGGAAGAGAAACUGAAGGCUCUGAAAAUUCUGGAAGAACCCUUUACCAAUUUAAAUGAUGAUGUCUCUAUCGACCAUGUGUACAACAUUUUGCCAAUCAUUGUAAAUAGACUGAAACUCAUUUUUACCUUUUCGAAAUAUUACAAAGAUUCGGAUCAGAUAAACAGCUUGAUAACGCUUCUUUUAAAUGAGUUCAUUAAGAAGCUGAAUAAUUAUAUCGACCUUUCUAAGAUGUACACUAGGGAGGUUAGACAAUUGUCCGGGACGCUAGACGAGUGCAUCAACUUUGUAUUCUACUGGGACUACCUGAUGGAUGUGUCGUUUAACCGAUCGAACGAAGGAAACUCUCCCUUCGAUUCUAUCAUACGCCAAAUGAAUCUAUCCAAUAUAACAUACUUCAAGCAGAAAUGCGCGGACUUGAAAGAAAUCUGCUUCGCGUGCGAGCAAUUCCUGUUUUGCGUGAAGGAGGAGGAUAUAAAAGCACUGAGCUACGAGCACUAUCACAUAAUCAAGAAAGGGUUCAACGACAUUGAAUCCACCUUCUACAAUGAGCUAAAUCGCAUUAGGAACUUAGAGUACAACAUCUUGAGCAUAAGAAAUAACGAAUGGAGUACCGAUUUUAAAAAGACAAAGGAAAUAAUCAAAGUGUUAGAAAGUAUAUUCAUCAACGUAAUUAAAAUAUCGUUUGAAAAUUCCAUCAACUUCGAAACAACCAUUUUUCUAUUUGACAAAUACUACACCCUAGCGAUAACGGAAAAUAUAAAGUCCUUCAUGAAUAAGAAGGUGGUAGAUUUAUGGACAGAUUUUGUAAAAUAUGUAGACACGUACUCUAGGUAUUUUGCUAAUUUUCUGGAAAACCCAUUCAACUACUUCUCCUACAACAUCAGAUAUGAAUACCACUCCUCCUGUAUCAUGGUAGCUAAAAAUAUCAGUAUAAAGUUGCAUCGCACUUUUGACAAACUCAAUAGCCUCUUCUAUCUCCCAAAGGUAAAGGAACAAGAGGUUGCGUACGAAAAGUACUACGAUUUACAGAAUUCAAUAAAUACAUACAUAAAACAGAUUAAUAACAUUUGGAUAAAUGAGUUAAAAACAAUUGCUUCAAAGAAAAACAACUCGCUUGUCAACACACUGUUGGAUAACUCCAUUCUGAUAAAGGUGAAGGAGAAGUAUCUGGAAAGUACGUACAACAUGGACAUAAAGAAAGUACUCUCCGAAGUAAACUUUUGGCUAAAGAUUAAAGACGAAAAGAUAUUUCUCCCUAAUGUUAUUAUGGAAAUAUCUUUUCAUGAGGAGAGGCUGAAAAUGUGCAAGGAAUAUGUAAAUCGACUUGUCCGAAAUUAUAAUAACAUUUGUAUGAUGCUGAAUAGCGACCAGUACAAAAUAUUCGAAUACGUGCUCAGGAAUAUGUAUUGCAAUAUUGAGAACACCAUCUUUAAGUACAACUGGAAUAAAGACAAUAUAAAGUUGAGUGUUCUUUUCAAUUUCCUGAAUGAGUGCAUCCACAUAAAAUCCAUCAUUGCCACUUUCAAAAGGAACGAUGAAAAAAUAAAAGAUAUACUUAACGAGAUAGAAAAAAUAUCCAUCAUAUCUAUUGAUGAUAAAAGAACCUACACACUGGAAGAAUUUCAGGAGGAGCAGAACAUCAACCUCGAAGGUAUAAGAAGCAUUUUACGAGAUAAGCACACUAGCAUUGUUAAAAUAUUAAAGGAAAUUCUACUUUAUAUUGAAAAAUAUUCAAACAAAAGCUUAAAUGCCUUUAAAACAUAUAUUGCCAAUAUUGAGAGGAACUAUCUCGAAAAGUAUUUCAUUUCGGUUAAAGUCUCUCUAUACAAUUACUAUAAAUUACUCACUGAUAAAAUUAGCAACGACGCAGUGGAGAAUUACCCCUUAUUUAAAAUCUACGUAAAACUCAAUAGUAGGAAAGAGCUCGUUUAUGAUUUUUCCCAUCAGUCAGCCAAAAAUCUCACAGACGAAAUUUACAAAAAAGCGUCGGACAUAUUUUUUAGUUUUCCAAAAUUUAGUCUAGUCAUUUUCAAAAAUAGACAAAAACAGGUAAAGAAGAAAUUGGCCUUUGCGUUCAGCACUACAAAUGCAAAUGAUAAGGAUAUACAAAACGAUGCAAAAGAAAAUGAGCUCAAAAAAAACGAUAAUAAUAACCAAUGUAGCAAACUACUAAGUCAAAUUAACAACAUCUACGUGAAUUUUAUGGAGAAGCUGAAGGAAAAAAUAAAAUGGCUCAAGCACUACAAUUUGAAACUCUUGAGUUUGAAUGAAGAAGACUUGUUGAAUAACCUACACUCGGCUGAGGAUACCAUGACGUACGUCUACAACCAGAUAAAUGUGUUCAGGAACUUGGAGGAAAAUAUAAAACAGGAUAUCGACAAGGAAAUCAUCCUGUUCAUCGAAAUAAAUCUGAGCACGCUAAAGAAGGAAUUGCUGGCGGACUUCAAAAAAUAUAAAGAUCUAUUCCUGGAUUACAUAAGCGCAAAAUGCAAAAAGAAGUUAGAAGAGCUAUAUGCCUUCUUUAAGGAUAACAGCAACAAUCUACUGAAAACUGCAGUGGAUAUAAACGACCUGAAAGAACAGAACGCCUUAUUAGAUCACUGCAGUAGAAACUAUGGAAUACAUAAAAAGGAGUUAGAAAAUUUAGAAGAAGAUUACCUAAAGCUGAUAGAAUUAAAAGGUGAAUUAAACGAAGAUGAGAUAAUGAAGUUGAAGACCUCCUCCAUCCUGUCAAGCAAAUUUGAAGCGUUACUGAAAGAGAGCAGAACCAUGUAUCUGGACACUAAGGAAAAAAUGAAAAAUGAAAUUAAGAAUGCAUACAACGAAUUUAACAAGCUAUGGCAGAAGAAGAAGUUAGUUUUUUAUAAAGAAAUGCCAAUAAAUAUUGACAACAACCCGGAUGACAUUCUACACAUGAUCAGUUUUUAUGAGGACGAAUUGAAGAACAUCAAGCAGAUGCAGAAUGGACUUAAGAACAAAAUAAGCCUAUUCAACAUAGACGAUGUGUGCGAUGAGCAAAUAAAUGAUAUGGAAAUAGACUUGAAUCAUUUGAAGAGCAUAUGGAGGAUGAUCAAAUUUUGGCAAACGGUUUUCGACUUUGUCAAGAAUGUUAGUAUAUUUUUCCUGCACGAUAUAGUGAACGACUUGCUUGCAUUGGUGAGGGAAUAUAAAAAGGAACACCUGAGCGAUACUCUAGGAUUUGUACAGGAAGAGGAAGCAUCCGAAAGUGAUUUGGACAUUUCUCGAGAUGGACAGGUGGAUAAGGAACCAGACGAACUGGAGAUCAGCUACUCAGGAGGUUUCCAGCACAAUGGACAAAAGAAGGAUGAGGCAAAUGCAAAGAAGGAAGAAUAUGGAAGGGAUGAUCAGAUAGUUUCACAGGAAGCCAAAAAUUUAAACAUAAAGUUCUUCCUGAAUCAGCUGAAAACAAACUUUCUUGACAUUUUUGAGCAGUUCUUAAUAAAUAUGAAAAGGAGGAACACGUGGGAGAUAUACAAAGAGCUAAAAAACAACGUUGGCAAGCUAAAAUUUUCACUAAUCCUUGUUGAAAUACUAACAAACGAGUGCAUGAAGUAUAGGCAUUUUAAAGAGAUAGAAAUGAAGACAAAUGUUCAGUGGAAUCUCAGCAACAUAACCCUACAUGAUAUCAUAGAACAGAAGUUAUAUAAAGAAAUAAAGUUUAUCACAAUCCUGUACAACAACGCAGAAAAGGAAUUGUUCAUAGAAAAUAACUUAAAAAAAAUUAUUAACAAAUAUGAAAAUAUGAAAUUGUCCAUACAGAAUUGUAAAUCUUCUCUGUUAAUUGAAGAUGCAGAAAAGAUUUUCAAUAACAUCAAUGAAGAUCUCUUCCUUCUUAAUAAUAUAAAAAUCUACAACUUUGAUAUAAAUUUUUUAAAAAAAACGGAAAAGUGGGAAGGAAUAUUAGGCAACUUAUAUGACAACCUAGAAAUUGUAUUUUCCAUUCAGAAAAAAAAUGAAUACUUAAAAUCUAUUUUGUCUUCUUCCGACGAAAUGAGGCCACACCUGAAUAAGGUUUACGAGCAUUACAACUUGUGCAACCAGAGAUUUGUCAAAAUGGUUAGGACCUUCCAAAAUGGGUAUGUACUAGACAAGAUUAACAACUGUAACAAUGUGCGCACAUUUUUGCAAAUACAGAAGCAGCUAAACUUUAUAGAGAAAUCUUUGGAGAGUUAUUUGGAAAAGAAGAAAAGUUCCUUUCCCAGAUUUUACUUCUUAUCUAAUAAGGAAAUUUUAGAAAUACUCGGUAUAUACAAAAAUCCAAUGUUGUUGAAAAAAAAAAUACAGAAAAUAUUUUCCUCCAUUUAUUCUAUCGAAUUUGUGUCCUCAGAAAAAAAAAUGCAUUUUCAAAAAAAUAACUCAAAGUGUAGUGUUGCUGUACAUGAUUACAAUAAAAACAGUGUCAGUUUUAAUUACAAAAAAGGCAAUCAUAAAAGUAAUUCCAAUUUUAAUAAGGAUAAAUGCCAAAGGGAUGAAUUUCCAAAUAUGUAUGAACAGGUCAUGUCAAAUGUAGACAACACAGAUAAUAACUGUUCGUCCUAUUUUGAUAUUUAUAUCUUUUCUCAAUACAAAGAAAAGAUAAAACUGCACAAAAAGAUGAAACUGAAUUAUGAAUCUUCAACAAUUAUACUAAACAAGUUGGAGGAAAAUAUUUUCGAAACCUUGAAACUAGAUUUGGUAAAUGUACAACUAGAACUGAAAGAGAAAAAUUUAAAGAACUGGGUUCUGAACAAUCCUCAGCAGCUUGUCUUGAUAAGCAAGUGCAUAAAUUUUACGAACGAUUAUGAACACUUUCAAAUUCAGAUUAACAAAGGGUCACAUAUUUUCGUAAACCAAAUGAAGAAGGAAAAUCAUAAGGAACUAUUGUUCCUCACAGACUUGAUAAAAACAAUCAAGGAUAAAAAAAAUUACAUCAAAAUCAGCGCGUUGAUAAUUCUGGAAAGUUAUUACAAAGAUGUCGCAGAAAAAUUGAUCAAAAAUAAAAUAGAAUGUAAUGAUAACUUUCUAUGGAUGUGUCAGCUGAAAUAUAUUUUGUGUGAGGAUGAAUAUGAUGAGAGUUUCCCUUUUCAGAAAAGCUUCUUAUCCAAAGAUGUAGCGGAAAAGGGAGAGUGCGUAUCUGCAGAAGAUGCAGCGAAAAGUGCCUACAAAAAGGGUAACAGUAGACACGACAUAGGGGAAGAUUUGGCUAACGUUAAAGGUGGAACCCAUGUCAGUGAUGGUGCAGUUUCAACAAUCAGUACAAGUGAGAGGAAGAAGAAUAAAGGGCACCUCCAACUGAGCAAACCUGUCAGUAGGAAAAAUGGAUCCAUUGCGGUGGGCAAAUAUACAAAACGGGAAAAGUUAAAUGAAUGUAAAGAGAUCGGAAGAAUUGGAAACCGCACAAGUGUAAAUGUGAUUGGUAAUGCAGAGGAAGGCGCUAAAGACGUUGGGGAUGUAUUGCUCCUAGAAAAGGAGGAGGAGCAGGAUAAGGGGGAAAAUGAGGCAGACGAGGAAAAAGACGAAUACGAAGAUGAAGUAAAAGAGGAAAUAAAAUCGGGCGAAAAAGGGGAAUCCGUGGAGGAGGGAAAGGAGAAGGAAGAGUACAAAGCAGAGGAGGAAGACGAAGCAGAUGAGGCGGACGACGCGGAAAACGAUAACAAUAAUGAUGACGAGGAGGCAGAUCAAAUAGAUGGGAUAGACGAAGCCGAAGCGGAAAUGGAGCAGAAGGAACCUCCAGCAGAAGUAGCAAAAACAUUCCAAAAAGGAAUUCUUUCCAAGAAAAAUAAACCCGCAAAAGGUCACCCGGGAGAUCCCCCCGACCAUGUAGCUGGGAAGGAUAUACUCAAGACAGAUAAUUUAAACGCAAGUGAUCUAGCCAACAAAAAUAACAAACAAUUCAAGUAUCUUAGAACGAUAAAUCUGAUGAUAAAUAAAUCUAUGACCUUAUAUUUACACUAUUUUAAUAACAAGAGAAAGUAUGCCUAUGAGUACCAAGGAAAUACAAAUAGGUUAGUCAUCACCCCUUUAACCGAAAAGUGCUUCUAUUCCUGCUUGUUUUCCUUAGACAAUUUUUUUGUGAAUGCUAUCAAAGGAGAAACGGGUGUUGGAAAGAGUGAGACCAUAAAAGAUUUUAGCAGAAUGUUUGGCACGAAUAUCAUUUCGAUAAAUUGCAACAAUAAUAACACGUCCAAAUAUAUAGGAAAUAUUUUAUCAGGAAUUCUGCAGUCAGGGUUCUGGUGCUGUUUUGACGAAUUUAACAGAAUAGAUGAAAGUGUAAUCGUUAUCGUGGUUGAACAAUUUAGAUGCAUCAAGCACAUCAUGCAAAAGUUCCAUUUUGACAGUACCUGCGAGGAAGAUCAACAGGAAUAUAUGAAUUACGAGGACAUAUCUUCUUACCAUCAAAUGGCAAAAUGGAGACCAACUAUUAGUUCAGAUAAAUUCGGUAAUCACUUAUUGAAUACGCAUUGUAGUGAAGCAAAGGAAGUUUCGUCCAAUCAUGAGGAGAAAAGGAACGUUUCUCAAUUUGGCGUAAGGGUAAAUUCCAAGGAGGCGAAUUCUAUAGCCCCACUGAACAAACCAGGUGGUGAUAAAUCAAGUGAGUGUUGCAAGUCGAGAGAUUUUUCCGACACACACAAAGGGGGAAACACGAAUGGAUGUGGUAUUAGCUGUGGAAAGGCCCAAAGAAGCAUUCCCCCGGAUAGCCACUCAACAGCAACACGGAACGAAGAGGCCUUCUUCGAAGGGCAAAAUAUUAAGGUAAAAAAAAACUGCUCCAUAUAUCUUACGCUGUGCAAAAACAAUGACAACUGCUUGUACUCUCUAGAAAAUUACAAUAGCGUGAUUCAGGAAUUCUCCUUUAAGCCCCCCAAUUUUCAUCUGAUUUGCCAAUUUUCUCUAAUCUCCAUUGGAUUUAAAAACGCAAAAAAGUUGUCAAAAAAAAUCAACAUCUGCUACAGUCUACUAUACGAGUUCCUGUCUAAACAGGAACAAUACAUAAUUGACUUGAGGGAAAUAAAGAAGUUUUUAAAUUUAGUUUCCGAAGAUUUUAUCUCGAAUAAUAAGAUAAAAAGUGAAGAAGAAAUUAUAUAUGAUGCCAUGGUGGAGGUAAACCAAUCCAAAUUGUUGAAGGAUGAUCUGGACAUCUUUUACAAUUUCCUUAAGGAAUUAUUCCCACUAGUAAAAAAGAGAGCAGAAAAAAACAAAAGUAAUGACAUCUCUGUGAAAAUUAUAACAGACAUUAUGAGCAAUAUGGGUUAUACCAUAAAUGACUACUACAUAAAUAGCAUUUUAAAAUUGCAUAAAAUUAAAAAAACGAAUAAAGGAAUUGUCUUAGUGGGAAAAUCUUGUACAGGAAAAACGAGCAUAAUUAAUAUUUUCAAACAUUACUGCGAGAUUGCUAGAAAUGCGAACGUUGUAAGAGGAGGUAAUCUGAAUUGGAUAGAAGAUGAUAACAAAGAUGGGAAAUUCCUACACCCUGGAGGGAAGGUCAAGGAAGUUGCCCCCUACAACAGUGGGGGUUAUGGCACCACCAACCAUGGUGAGAUAAAUCACGCCAUCGACGAUUUUGCCUAUAUUAAUCAAAUAAAUAAUGUCCCAUCUAAUGCCUCAUUGAACAGUAAGGGAACAUACGAAAGCUACAAUUUGCUCUACCCGGUGAACCUCUUCUCUAAUAAGUACAAAAAUCAAGGGAACGCAAACAUGAUGGGAAAAAAUAAUAGCAACAACAGUGCCAGCCAGAGCACCAACCAAAGCAUCGGCCACAAUAGCCUCAGCGGAAGUGUUAAACGAUUAAGCAAAAUCAGCAGUGCAUAUUCUAUGCAGAGUAAAAAUUCCACAGGAGCACUACUGGAUUUUGCAGGCAAAUAUAAGAAGAAUGUCCACACGAAUGAGUAUUGCAUAGAUAUAACUGUCUUUAACCCUAUGUCGACAGAUGUGAAGAAGUUGUAUGGGUACUACAACUCCGAAAAGGAGGUGUACGAAGAUGGUAUUUUGUCCCUAAUAAUGAAAAGGCUAUUCGAGAAUAAUAACAAUUUGAACGAGAAGUGGUUGAUCCUGGAUGGACCAUUGGACAUCUUAACGACUGAGCCGUUGCACUCUCUAUUGGAUGAAAACAAAGUGCUAACAUUAAUAAACGGAAAUAGAAUAAAAUUUGCAGAUAAUGUGUUUAUAUUCUUUGAAAUUGAAAAUUUAAAAAAUUGUGCCCCCUCCUUUAUUAGUAGAUCGAAAAUUGUCUACAUGAAUGAAGAAGAAUUUAACUACGAGUGGCUUAUCGAGAGUUAUUUACAGAGCAAUUUCUCCAAUGUAGAGGAAAAAAAUCUCGUACAGGGUUUUUUCAACAAAUAUAUAAAAAAAAUUAUGAACGCUAAGCGGAAUAAGUAUAACCUAAUUAUCGACGUGAGCGACGCGAAUGUUAUCAUAUCCAUCUGUCAGCUCUACGACAUGCUCUGUAAUUUGUAUGAUAAGAAUUUCCCAAAAAAUCUUAACCCUUCCUUAUGCCUAGAAAAAUUAUUUCUACAAUCAAUUAUUUACACCUUCUCCAAUAUUCUGUGCCCUCAAAGUAAAAGAUCUCUAGAUAUACUGAUCAAGAGCAUAGAUAAAAACUUCCCACAUAUGCACACCAUUUUUGAUUACAUAAUUAGUAAGAACAACUUUAACUGGGUUCUAUGGGAUGAGCUGAUCACCACGAAUCAUAACUUCUUACCGAACGUGAAGGAGAAGUUUUUCUCCUACGAUAAUUACAACUUUUGUAAAAAUGAUAGUUCCAUGAAAUAUAUGAGCAUGAAUCAACUGAGUGAAACAAUCAAUCCUGAGACUGAUUUUAACAAAUUCUUCAUGAGCAGCAAUUUGCACGUUAGCAAGAAUUUUAACAAGUACACUAUAAACUAUAACAACCUCUUCAGUGAUGACCAUAAUAAAAAUACUCUAAACGGUUAUCAGCCUUAUCACACCAAUUUUCUACAUACAAAGACAAACAACAUGAAUGAUGCCAGUAUGCUAGAGAAUUAUCACAUGUUUAGCGACUACUCUAAGGACAACAUAUAUUCGAAUAAUAAUUACCUGGAUUCAGACCUCUUCAACACCUACAGCAAAAAUAAUAUGUCUAACAAUUAUUUCUCAGAUAAUAGCUUCUCAAAUAACAACUUUUCUGAUAAUUUAUUAUCCUAUAGAAAUAAUAAAAGAGAAAAAAAUAACUUCCAGAACGAACAACAUGAGGAAAACUACAGUGUGCUCAAUGAUAAUUUUAUCGAAAGCUAUAAUAAGUCUUCUCUGAAAAAUAUUUACAACCAGAAAGAUAAUCUUACACAGAAUGGGACAGAGAAAACCAAGGAGAAAUAUUUCCACCAAAAGUUCAAUGAUAAUAUAUUUAUAGAAAAUGUAGAAUCAUUAAGGAAAAAAAAUAUCAUCAACAUUUUAAUGUACAACAAAAAAAAUGUUCUCCUAAUUGGAAAUAAAUUUAGCGGAAAAACCUUCUUCAUGAAAUAUAAUAUUUUACCCUAUAUGAAGGAAGACAUAUCUAGUUAUUACACCUUCAUUUCGAAGCUAUGCAAUUCAAGCAAGCUGGAAAAAAAAAUUGAAAUGAAUGUCGAAAAGAAGUGUAGAAAUAUAUAUAAACCGCUCGGGAAUAAGAAGUGCCUGUACUUCAUUCUCGAUGACUUGAACAAUCUGCAAAAGUAUGAUUCCUCUGGGUUGGACUACUUCUCCGAUGGUAACGUGAACCAUCACAGCAGCGGAAGAAAUGCCCUCUUCGACUUCAACAUCAACAGGAAGUGUAUUUCCAAGAAUAACAACCUUAAUGGAGACAAUGCGCAGAUACCAAACGAAAGCGAGAAAAACGGAAGUUGUAUGAAUAACACAAGCGUCUUUGAGUUUCUGAACCAAUUCAUUGAUUACAACAUGUACUAUAAUAAGGACAACGGGUCUGUUAAAAAUGUGGAGAAUUUAUUUUUCUUUCUGAUAUAUGGAAAUAACAGAAAAUGUGCUUCCACCUUUAACAGGAAAUUGAUCAACCGACUACACGUGGUGCAUCUGAACGAGAUGGACGAAGCGUGUAUGAAAAAUACUUUCCACGUUUUCUUAAGACAUAAAUUUUCUAAUUUCCAUGAAGUCAUAAAGAAUUUGGCCGAACCUCUCUCCUCGUCCACUAUAAAACUCUUUUUCGAUGCUGCCAAAUAUUUCAAAGCAAACUUGAAUUGCUAUCAUUACUUUUUCCACUUGAAGCAUAUAUUUAAAAUAAUGAAAGGCUUGUACCUUUCGGAAGCUCCCAUAUAUGAAGAGAAAGAAAGUGUACUAAGACUGUGGGUUAAUGAAUGCUUUCGCUCUCUUGGGGAUCAACUAAUUUUAAAAAAUGAAAGGAGAAAAUUUAAAAGCAUUUUAAAAAAUAUACUACAUAAGAAAUUCUACGUGGUUUAUAAUUACCUCUUCCCAAAGAAGAAGACCUCUUAUUUCUGCUCCUACAAUUUUCAUGAUACGAAAAAUGAAAACCCAUACUUCUUCUACCAGCCUGUGUCCAAUGAAAAUGUCCUCAUCGAAUUUUUCAGGGGAGUUGUAUCUUCUUACAACACUUUUAUUCUGUGCUCUUAUGAUAGGAAGAAAAAUGAGUACUUCAAAAGUAACGAAGCAGACGUGGUUGACGCCGGGAAGAAGGGCACUCCUUCUCGCAGCGCGCAGAGGCCACCCCCCUCCAGAGAAAACAGCCUUUAUGAAAUGUUCCAACAUGCGGACGACUACGCUGUGGGAAGUAACUAUGAAAAUGCGGAGAUAAAUGGCUUCAUAGAUGGAGAGACAAAUGGCUUUCUCGGUGGACAAGGAAAUGACUUGGUGAAAGGUGAACCAAGUGAGCACCCUAUGAACGCCUCGCUGGAGAAAUCGCAGAAGAUGUCCCAAGAAAUAGCCGCACUUGUCAGCAAGAACGACAACGAUUUCAAUAAUAUUUGCACCCCCAUCAAUUUUAUACUCUUUAAAGAGGCCAUGAUAAAUAUAUGUAAAUUUUCUCGAAUCCUUCUCUUCGAAAAUGAGCACUUCAUAUCUAUUGGAGACAGCGGGCCUGGAAAAUUCACGUGUUGCCUAAUUGCCUGUUUUAUAUAUCAAAUAAAAGUUCAUGUGAUUAAAAAUUUUCACUAUGGAAAUGGAAAUGUUGGGAAUUGGGGCGAUGAAGGUGGAGAUGGCUUGCUCGAUGGGGUACACGAUGUUCGUGGACAGAAUAUGAAGGGAGCUCCCCUAGCUGUAACUAUGAACAAUGAGAAGGGGAAAGGAAGUCACGUAAGCGAGGUGAAUGGAGAAAAAGGAAUUCAUGAAGCAUCGGAAGGGGGAGAAACACAGAUAGUUGUUCAAGCACUUGAAGGGGGAACUACAGGGGGAGAGAACUCGCACGGGGAGUAUAUUCCAGAGGAAGGACAAAACAAAAAGGAAAAUCAGACAAACCAUGUCGUAAACACAAUGGAGAGGAAUACAAUUGUUGUGGAAAAAGACGAAGCGAACAAAUUUCACUCCAACCUGAUAAGCGGAAAGAAAGGUGUGUCCAUAAUAGAAAAAAUAAAAUGUAAUUAUUUCAUAAAAAAAUUUAAAGAAGCCAUUUUCAAUUGCUAUAAAAAGGAAAAAAGGUGCGUUCUAUACUACCUAGACGAUAACAUGAGUGAUGACAUUUUGGAAUUCCUGCACGAGAUUUAUAGUAACGUCAAUAUAAUUAACAUAUUUAACAGUGAAGAAAUAGCGUACUUGAAAAACAUCUUCCUCCAAAAUGAUAUCGGCUUCAAGAACUUCGACACGCUAAGCGAAAUGAUGGAAGAAUUGAUUAAGACAAAUUAUCACUACGUUUUAUUUACCACACUGAAGAGUAAAAUGUUCAGAAAAAUAUCCAACGAAUAUAAUGUUAUCCUUAAGCAGUCUACAGUUAACUACUUCUGCUCAUGGAAAAAUGUUUCGUACAAUAUAAUUGCACAAGAGAUGCUCAAAAAGUAUAACCUAAAUGUGGACGUGUUUAGCAAGCUACACAACAUGGCAUUGAAGAUGUUCGAAUGUGUCUUACACCAUUUGGAGGAAAAACUAGACAGAGAAAAAAAAGAAAAAAUUUUCUUCCUCAACGAGUUUAGCAACCACACAAACUUUAGCAACUAUGAGCAGUGUAAAAACGCAAGUGAUAAAAAUUUUGGUAUGCCAAAACUCGAUGAACAGAAUAGGAGAUACGAAAAGAACUCCACACUAACCAAGUCGAAAAAUGCUCUACUGGAAGAAAACAAACAAUCCAUGGAGAUUAAAAACAGCCUGAAAAUGAAUACCAAGGAAAGCUGCCAUAUGAACUCCAACCAGACCAAGAUCAUCAUGCAGAGUAAGAAGACAAUUACCGAGGGAGCGGAAGAAAACGAUGUAGAUGGGGAAAAUAGAAAUGAAGAAGAAACAGAGAAUAAUAUAAAAUAUAUUAGAAACUCCAAAAUUGUAGAAGACAAACUGAACAUCCAAAAGUAUAUAAAUUUUAAACACUUCUUCAACUUUUUACAAUUUUUCGAAAAGUUAUAUAAAAGAAAAUUUGAAGAAACGAAUAAGCAGGAGAAGAAAAUUAACAUAGCGCUGAGUAAAUUGGCUGAGGCGAGGAACGAAAUUCAAGAAAUGCAUAUUCAGCUAAGUCUACAAAAGGAAAACAUAUCAAAAAAACAAACCGAAUGCACACAACUGCUGAAAGAAAUAGAAGAAAAGAAAGAAGAAUCUAAUGAGAAGAAGAAGAAAAUACAAGAAGAUAGCAUUCGAAUAUCGAGUGUCGAAAUAGAGACGCAAAAAUUAGCCGAAGAUGCGAGGAAAGAUUUACAAAAUGCAAUUCCAGAACUUGAAGUUGCCACUCAGUCACUUGAACAGUUAGACAAAAAAAGCAUAUCAGAAGUAAAGGCGUAUACGAAACCACCUGAUGUAGUCAUGCAAACUUUAUCAAUCGUUAUGAUAAUUUUGAAUAAAACUCCAAGUUGGGAGCAGGCGAAAAUUGAACUAGGAGAUGCUAAUUUUUUAAACAAAUUAAAAUCUUUCGAUAAAGAUUCCAUAUCUGAUAAGACGCUUAAAAAAAUUGAAAAGUUUACCAAAAAUCCGAUAUACUCUCCUAAAGCGGUUAAGAAGGUUUCCUCUGCUACUGGUGCAUUGUGCAUGUGGGUUCACGCCUUAAAAAUGUAUGCACAAGUGUACAGGGAAGUAGCACCCAAGAGGUUGCGCCUCAAGUUGGCUGAAGAGUUGCUUAGCAAAAAUAGGAAGGAGCUGGAAUUAACCAUGGAGCAGCUAAACCAAAUUGAAAAAAAUUUACAACACCUACAGGAACAACAUAACGAAAGCACGAAAACGAGUGAUGAACUUAGCAGAUCAUAUGAAGAAUCUUGUCAAAGGAUUGAAAAUGUAGAAAAAUUUUUCCUCAAUUUAAUGGAUGAAAAAAACAGAUGGGAAAAAUACGUUAAAGAUAAUGAACGAGUUAGGAAGAGUAUAUAUGGAGAGUCAAUCUUGUCUUCUUUUUUUCUGGUUUACACUGGUUUGCUGAAUUAUGAAGAUCGGAAAUUUUUAAUUUAUGAUGCGUGCCUGAAUUUGUUGAUUCGAAAUCACAUUUUUGUCAACACCAAUUUUAAUGUCGUCGAUUAUUUUAUUGAUCCCAUCCAGUCUCUAGAAUUUAGAAACAAUUUUUUAUCUAACGAUAUAUACAUGAAGGAAAACUCCAUAUUAAUUAACAACAACUUUCUCGCCACUCUGAUAGUGGAUCCUCAUUACCAGGCUGCCAACUGGAUUAGGAGGAGUUACCUCAAUAAUGGAAAAUCUAUUGUCUUUUCUGAUUUUCAUUCUUCAGACAUAUUUUUUAAAAUCAUUCAUUGUAUGAAUACUGGAACUUCGCUACUGAUUAACUAUAUCAAUGAGGACUUGGAGGAAAUUCUCCUUUUAACAAUAAAGAAAUAUAACAAGUUCAUUUUCGAUAGAGAGAACAGUUCGAUUUCGGAUGAUCAUCAGUGCCAAUCUGCAAAUGACGCUUUGAUAAGGGAGUACGCUAAGAGGAAGAAGCAACUACAGGAUGAUUUCGGGGCAAAUCACAAAGGUGGUGCGAACAAUGGUGGAGGAGGCGCAGUUAGUGCCUUUGGACAAGUUGGCCCAGUUAACGGAGCUAGCGUAGCGAACGGUCCAAGCGGAAUGGGAAGGAUGACCUACGAGGAGAAACUGUACCGAAUGAAGUUGCAGCUUUUGGAUGGAAUAAACAUCAACAGAAACUUCAAGCUGUUUCUCGUGUCUAACAAAAACUGCUUCAGUCUGGAAUCAACCUUUUAUACACUCACGACGGUUAUCGUAUUUAGUCUGAACAAAGAAUCCCUGGACAACAUUCUGCUAAAUGUAAUAAUUAUGAAUGAGGAGAAGAAUUUAGAAGAGGAAAAUAAAGAGUGUCUUAUGCGUCUAAUUCGUGUAAAAAAGGAAAUCAUCAAAUUAGAAAACAACAUACUAGAACAUAUAACAAAAAGUGAAAAAAAAAUUACAGAAGAUGACGAACUGAUUAAUAUUCUCCUACAGUCCAAAUCAGAAAUUGACGAAAAAAAUGGACAACUAGAAGAAGUAUAUGAUACCAUUAACAGAAUGAAUAUGAAUAAAAAUAUGUUUAAACCGCUAGCCAAAAAAGUAGCUAUUUUAUUUACCAUACUUAAUGACUUGAAGUAUGUUAAUAAUUAUUAUCAGUUUUCUCUGGAGCAUUUUAUUUCCUUCUUUACCUACUUCAUGAAAAUUUUCAAAAAAAAUAAUAAAAUAUCCUCUAGCUCUACUACGGAAAGGCAAGAAAUUCUGUUCAGCAAUUACUUCUUUGAAUUUUUGAAAUAUACUAAAGUAUCCCUUGCUAAUAAGCACCACCUUUUUUUUGUGUUUUACUCCUUGUGCAAAAUUAUGAUUUUAGAAAAUAAAAUUUCUCAGGAGGAUUAUGAAUUCUUCACCUUUGGAAGUGAGGCAACUAAUGAACAGGUGCACACACGAUAUAUGAAGAGACUCCUCCAGGAGAAUAGCCACAGGGGGAAGGGGGAUGACCAUGCGGGUACACACAAUGGUAAGAAAGGGGCUAAGCGCAAGGGCAAAAACGCAUCCAAGCGUGUGGUGAGCAAGUCUGCCACAGGAGAAGACAUUUCCAAUUCGAACAAUUAUGCGGAGGGAGAAGACGACGAACCUGACGAUGAAGAUGAUGAAAACGAGGAGGAUGACAACGACGAGAAUGACGUGGACGAAAUUGACGUGGAAGAGAUUGACAUGGAUGAGGAAGGACAAGACAAUGAUGAAGAAGAAGCUGAUGAUGACGGAGACGAUUCUAACCGCGAAGGGGAAAACCUAGACGGUAGUGAGUGCAGCGAAACGGGAGAACACGCUAAGAAAAGUGCGCGAAAGGCGGACGAAAGUGGACCCAAAAAAGACGAAAACGAACCGGAAGGGAAAACCAACCUGGAGGAAAACAAAAGGAAUAACAACGAUGGAGGAAAAGACAAAUUAAAGGAAAACUCCAAAACGAUAAAUAACAAAAGGAAAAAGCAAAACAAAAAGAAAAAGUAUAAUUCAAAUAAUCAAAUGCCAAAAGAUUAUCAAGAAGAGGAUCAUUUUAAUGAGUACUCAGAAUAUGAUGAUAGAAACAGUAAUUGCGCAGAAUCAAUUGAUGUUAAAUAUACAGAUAUGAUUAAUCCAGGAAAUGAUUGGAUAAGUGAUGAAAAGUGGAGAUACUUACUACACAUUGAGAGGUUGAAAAACUUCGAAGGAUUUAUCAACUCAUUUGUUAAGUCCAUCAGAGAAUGGAGAAGAUGGUUCAAUUUUUUGGAAGUAGAAAACUAUGUACUUCCAGACGAAUGGGAAUUUAAUUUGAAUUCUUUUCAAAAAUUAAUUAUCAUCAAAAUUUUAAGACCAGACAGAUUAAAUAAAGCAAUAGAAAAUUUAGUGUACGCUAAUAUCUCCUACAACGAUAUUCAGGUGGAUCAUAUGAACUUUGAAUUUAUUUUGAGAGCAUCCAAUAAUAUGGACCCUUUGACUAUUAUUUACAAAAAUAAUUUUGACCCCUUCCAAUAUGUGUAUAAUUACGCUCUUGAGAAUAACCAAAAGUUGAAAAAUUUAACUCUAACAGAUCAGAACAUUCACUUUGUAUACCACUACUUGAGGGAUGCCAUGGAGAAGGGACAUAUUCUCUUCAUUUCUAACCUGCACAACUCGGUUCAGAAUUUACAUAAGCUAGCCAAAAUUAUCGAAAAUGUACUAAGCAUCAGUUCUACAUCGGGUCUAACACUCAGCACGAGCUCCGAUGAAAUUGGCUCUGAUGCAAACACCGUUGGACUUACCAACACAGCGAGUGAACAGCGAGAGGAAAUCUCUAAAUUGGAAGAAACAGAAAAGGAUUCCACAGAAGGGGGAAAUCACCUGGAAAAUGUGCAAGUAGACGACGGACAUAUGAACCGUUUGUCCAGUUCUGAAAAAGCUGAUUCCUUGCCGUACAAUGCGUUGAUAGACGAGGAGUAUGGAAGUAGCCCCGGUGGAAACACCCUCGGGAAUGAUAUCCAACUGUUGGAAGGAGGUAACCAUGGAAAGAUACCAGUGCAUCCAAAUUUCCGCCUCUUCUUAUCCUGUCUGCCGAGUGAGAAAUUCCCGACGGAAUUAUUGCAGAAAAGCAUCAUCGUCAUUUUGGAAGAGCCACCCAAUGUAAAGAAGAGCAUAUCCAUUUUGUUCAAAGAGCAAUGGGAAUUGGAAGAAAAUAAAAACAUUCAGUUAAACAAAUAUAAGAAGUUGUUACUGAGCUUGUUCUGGUUUCAUUCUAUUCUUAACAAUAGGAAAAAGUUUUACAACUUGGGAUGGAACAGCGAAAAUUAUUUUUUCAACAACAAGGAUAUCAUGUUGAGUAAGUACAUUUCGCAAAUAUUCUUCAACAAAAAUGUUAAAGAAAUAUACUGGCCUUACUUCCACUACUACAUUUGUGAUAUUAUAUAUGGUUCUAAAAUUAAUGAUUCCUUUGAUAAAGAGCUCCUAAAUAUAUAUGCAAAUGAAUUUUUCAACAACAAUAUAUUUAAGGGGAAGUAUAUAUUUUCCAACUGCUCAAAUUAUUACCUACCUAACGAUGUUAUGAGUGAAAAAGUAUUGAAUAAUUACUUGAAAGAAAUUCCACAUAAUGAUAGCGUAGAAAUAUUUGGACAGAAGACAUGUGCAGAAAUUCCUUUCAAUACAAUUGCUUCUGAAGGAAUUAUUUCUCUUUUCUUUCACGUAAAUUCUCUGCACCGCAAUCAAUACCAUUUCCAUAAUGCGAGGUCGAAUCAUGUUAAUGAGAAGGAGGUCUAUUCCUUUACGAAGAUGCUUCUACAGGGCAUGCCUCACGAGAUCUAUGUGGACGAUUUGAUGAAAAAGCAGUGCAUGCAGGAGCAGUACGUUUACACCAACCUCAUGUGCCAGGAGAUUUACAAGCACAACUUGGUUCUGCGCAAGGUGCGAAGGUCCAUAGGGAAGGUGCAGUGUGCGCUCAAAGGUGAAACCGUGAUAAACAAACAAAUUUACAAAACCAUCAGAUAUCUUAGUGACGGAUUAGUGCCAAACUCCUGGAAGGCAUUUUACAUAUCGAAAAAAAAUCUACUUCCCUUUUUUGAAGAUUUAAACGAAAGAGUGAACCAGCUAAACGAGUGGAGCAUCAACGGGGCAUUGACAGUUCAUUGGCUUGGAGGAUUCUGUAACCCCAGAAGUAUCUUAAAAUAUAUUUUAUAUGAAUACUCAAAAAAGAAUGACAUCAGCCAUGAUUUAAUCACGUUUGAAUUUACUUCGAUAAACAAAUCGGAUGAAAUUAAAAUCAAGAGCAGAAGCAUUGAGGAGGGAAUUUACAUAAAGAAGUUAAUUUUGCAGGGCGCUAAAUGGGAUUUCAUCAGCCAGACGCUAAUGGAGACCGACAAUAACAAUUUGUACUUUAUCAUUCCGACUGUGUAUCUCAAGGUUGUAUUAAAAAAGAAAAGCAAAGAGGACAACGACAUUUAUUAUUGCCCCUUGUACAUGUGUCAAGAGAAGAACGUCGUGGACGUUAGGGAGAACUACCUGAUGAAGGUUGGACUACGCACAGGAUCGAAAAACCCAUCCGAGUGGGGCAAGCUGGGCGUGCGUUUGUUUUUAACGAACGAAUGUUAA
This is a messenger RNA of Plasmodium knowlesi strain H, 18918 nucleotides long. RefSeq names its product dynein beta chain, putative. Gene Ontology annotation, cellular component: outer dynein arm. Gene Ontology annotation, molecular function: dynein light intermediate chain binding; minus-end-directed microtubule motor activity; ATP binding. The transcript has 6 exons. Gene Ontology annotation, biological process: microtubule-based movement; outer dynein arm assembly. Bases 1 to 18918 code for a protein of 6305 amino acids. The record is from RefSeq and is a predicted model, not a curated record. Lineage: Eukaryota; Apicomplexa; Aconoidasida; Haemosporida; Plasmodiidae.